UCAAUUGAAUCCAGGAAGGAUACUGUGGAUUACUUUUAUGGAGUAGAAGGAACGAAUGGCUAAUUUACCUACGGGGCUUGUAAGUCAUACCAGACGGGUGCAAAGUUUAUAUAAGAGAACUCUGAGGACUUUAGAAGACUGGUAUGACAGAAGAGAAGUAUACAGGUAUGAAGCAACUUUAAUGCGAAAAAGAUUCGAUGAUAAUAGAAAUAUAACCGAUAUGAGAGUGGCGAAGGAGCUUAUCAAUCAAGGGGAGUCAGAGUUAUCAAAGAACGCGCACUAUCAACCAAAAAAAUUUCCGCUUUCCCCUGGUGGAGUGGCCUAUGAACGAGAAGUUAUACCCCCAGAUUGGGUUGUCGAUUAUUGGCACCCCAUUGAAAAAGCUGAAUAUCCAGAAUAUUUCGCGAGAAGGGAAAAACGGAAGAAGGAAUAUGUUAAACUGUGGGAACAACAAUUUGGGAAGUCUGGUGGUAGUGGUCAUCAGUAGUUUAUAUGUGUAUAAGUUACAGUGAUUAUGUUGUUUACUAUAGAAUGUAGUCUAUUGAGGCA
Molecule: messenger RNA, 549 nt
Organism: Cylas formicarius (sweet potato weevil)
Lineage: Eukaryota; Metazoa; Arthropoda; Insecta; Coleoptera; Brentidae
Gene: ND-B22
Product: NADH dehydrogenase [ubiquinone] 1 beta subcomplex subunit 9
Exons: 3
Coding region: 56-487 (143 amino acids)
Biological process (GO): mitochondrial electron transport, NADH to ubiquinone
Source: RefSeq, a predicted model, not a curated record